This is a messenger RNA of Mytilus trossulus (common blue mussel), 669 nucleotides long. Its product is annotated as fatty acid-binding protein-like. The coding region runs from base 48 to 473 and encodes 141 amino acids. NCBI's taxonomy places the organism in Eukaryota, Metazoa, Mollusca, Bivalvia, Mytilida, Mytilidae. The transcript has 4 exons. The record is from RefSeq and is a predicted model, not a curated record.
AACGACCACAAAAGUUUAACAUCCGAUCUUUUAGCGUGUUCAUCAAUAUGGCUCAAUUUUUAGGAAAAUGGAAAUCAGUAUCUAUGUCCAAUAUGGAAGGUAUAGGAAAAGCUUUAGGCUAUUCAGAUGAAAUGAUUAAAAUGGCAAGUGCAUCCACCUGGACAUUUGAAUUCACCAAAGAUGGAGAUAGGUGGACAGUGUCGAAUGAAUCUAACAACACACCCAAAUCAACAAAUACUUACGAAAAAGAAGGAAAAGAAUUGGUUACAAAAGGCCCAUCUGGAAAAUGUAUGAAGCUUAUCAUCAAAUUUGACUCGGAUACCAAAAUGACUGUAAUGGAAAAAUGGGAACAAGCAACUGGAUGGAAAGAUGUGAAACUCGUACGAACGAUUGAAGGCAAUACAAUGACAGCAGUUUUGGAAGAUUUGGAAAGUGGUGAAAAGAUGACCCAAGUUUUCGAGAGAUGCACAUAGAUUGAGUAAACAAAAUAGUGGAGUGGUAAUAAGCGUCAUAAAUAGAUCCUGUUUGAAUAUUUACUAUUGUAUAUUGUAAUGCUAACUGAAUAUGGUUGUAAUAAAAUGCGAUGUAGAAAAAGCAACAUAGGAAGGACUUCAACGAAUCUCAAGCCACCACAUUUUAAGAAUUUCACAUUUAAAUCUGAUAUUAAAA